GUAAGCAUAAGCAUAACGACCAAAAAAACAGUUAAUUUUUCAGUUAUGGAUUCACAAGUACUAUCACACCCUCAUGGCCAUGGUACUUACGAGCAUGACCCCCACAAUGUUGCCCUGCCUCCUCUGGCGGAAGGUGAAAAUGAGCAUCACCAUGAGAAGAAGUCAGUGUUGAGGAAGGUGAAGGCAAAGGCCAAGAAGAUCAAGGAAACGCUCACUGGUCAUGGUCACAACCAUGACCAUGACCACGAUCAUGAUUAUGAUUAUCAUCGUGAUGAGCGUCAUAUUCCCGAUGAUCAUGAUCUUUAUGAGGAAGAUGAUGAGGAUGAAGAAUUGUUUGAAGAUCCAGAAGCAUUUGAGUCUGCUUCUGUUAGGAGCGCUAUCCCUGGCCAAGUUGAGAAUAUAGGGCACUCUGGGAUCAGCAUUGAGAGAUCAACAGCCAUGAGAGAGGACCCUAUAGCCCCAAAAGAGAGAUGCGUGACCAAAGUCACUGAGACAAUUAUGGUCCUUGCUGUGCCUGGGCAUGAGGAAAAUACAGGGCAAUCUAGGGUCAACUUUGGAAAGACAUCAGUCAUGGGAGAAGAACUACUCGCACCACUGAAUACACCUGUUGCUCCUGGAGUUAAUGGGACCAAAGUCAGUACUGACCCAACCAAAACCUUUGUUCCUGGCCAAGAAGGAAGGAUGGGACAGCGUAGGGUCAAUUUGGAAAGACCAAUGGGCUUGGAUGAGGACCCUCAUUCGCCUAAGGACAGACUUGGAGAUUAUACUCCAAAUUAUCAGACUAAAGCCACUGAUCCUACGGGCACAGGCGCUGAGGAAGCUGCAGGAAUCACCCCAUUACUUCAGUCAUUUGACAAAAUGAAAGUCUAUGAUGAACCGAAGCCAGAAUCUGCUGGAACACACCAUAACUUAACCACUACAACUCAUGAUCAGUUCACCAAUUUGCCUACUGGAAGCCAUGACCAGUUCUCCCCUGAACCAGUUCCCCCAGAAUCCCAAUCCAUCAGAGACACUCCUCAACUCCCAGAAAGCUUUGACCCCAACAAACCAGAGGACUACAUAUGCGAGAAACCCUCAAACCAGAGUAGUUACACUGAGAAAAUCUCUUCUGCUACCUCUGCCAUUGCGGAAAAAGCAGUCUCCGCAAAGAAUGUUGUUGCUUCUAAGCUUGGAUACGGCGAGAAAGACAACAAUAUGAGUAGUGAAGUUCAUGAGAGUGGAGAUUAUACUAAGUCAUCUUCAGAAUCAGCUUCACCAGUGGAAUAUGGAAAGAAAAUUGCUGCAACAGUUACUGAGAAAGAGAAACUGACCCCAGUGUAUGAGAAGGUGGCUGAAGCAGGUAGUAAUGUGAUGUCAAAAGUGCAUGGUUAUGGCACUGACAGUACUACUGGGAAUGUCGUUGAAUCAGAGAGUACCACUGUGGUUGAAGGGCAGGACAAAGGAGCGUCAGUGAAGGACCAUUUUAUGGAGAAGUUGAGGCCUGGUGAUGAGGAUAGGGCGCUUUCUGGAGUGAUUUCAGAUGCUUUGCAUAAGCGGAAUGAAGAGCCAGAGAAGGCGGAGAAGUGGCCUAUUAUGGGGAAGGUGACGGAGUCAGAGGAGGUGGCACGGCGGUUGGAGACAGAGAGGGAUGAGAAUUGUGGGGAAAGUAUGCAAGAGAGUUUUGUGGAUAACCAGGCACAAGGAAGUGUGGUGGACAGGCUCAGAGGUGCUGUUGGUACAUGGUUUGGCUUAAGUGGAGAUCCUCAAUCUCAAGCUCCUCAACAGUCGCAUGGUGGUGGUGAGCGUAUUUCCAAUUCUGCUAGUGGAAAUGUAGGAUACAAUAGCCACGCGGCAGAGGGAAGAAGACUUCAAGAGUCGAGCAACUGAUGAGAAGAGUUGGAUCUUUUAAGUCUGUUUUUCAAUCAAGUGUACGGUUUGGUAUGUGCAUGGAAUAUUAAUAAGUUUAUGGACAAUGCAGUUGUAGCAGCUAUAGUUUAUGUAUGAAUGGACUUGGAUUCUGUAAAAUUGUGUAUGCAUCAUGUAAUACUCCUGAAUCCGGAUUGAGAUGUGGAUUUUGAUGAGAGUGUUGUGCGUGUGUUUGUUGAGUUUAGCAAAUUUCGUUGAUCAUA
Molecule: messenger RNA, 2108 nt
Organism: Quercus lobata
Lineage: Eukaryota; Viridiplantae; Streptophyta; Magnoliopsida; Fagales; Fagaceae
Product: low-temperature-induced 65 kDa protein-like
Exons: 5
Coding region: 46-1866 (606 amino acids)
Biological process (GO): response to stress; response to abscisic acid
Source: RefSeq, a predicted model, not a curated record